This is a messenger RNA of Microsporum canis CBS 113480, 1155 nucleotides long. RefSeq lists its product as uncharacterized. Lineage: Eukaryota; Fungi; Ascomycota; Eurotiomycetes; Onygenales; Arthrodermataceae. The transcript is spliced from 9 exons. The coding region runs from base 1 to 1155 and encodes 384 amino acids. The record is from RefSeq and is a predicted model, not a curated record. Gene Ontology annotation, molecular function: metallopeptidase activity.
AUGAUAUUUUCUCCCAUUUUUGUCUAUCUUUGCUUGUGUGCCCUAUCAUCGGCCACUCCUUUGCUGCAAAAGCCUCGAGCUAAUCGGGAUCUCCAGCCCCUAAAGGAAGCUUACCGUGGCAUAUACUGGGACCAGGCAGCUAUUGAUUGUAGUGAUGAAGAAUUUGACAUUCUCGCCGAGGCUACAAGAGUUGCACUGGAGGUAGCAUCCUUCCACACAGAUGGUAAUGUAUGGGAAUCACCAGCCUGGAAUCGUUACUUUGUUGGUCCUGGUGGAAUUGGGGGUUGGGAGUCUUCAGAGGCGAAAGGGCGUACAUUCGUCGACAUCUACACCAAUAUUAAACAAGUUAGUGCUUUUCCACGGAAAGGAAAGCCGACGAAAUUGAAAAAAGACUAUGUUCGCGAAAAACAGGUGACCUACCGAUGCAAAGAGAAUCCUGAGAUGCGCAAAAGAUGUGCUCAAGCCCCGUCUAGUGGUGGACUCUGGACUGGACCGACAGCUUAUACUCAACAGCCAACUCUCACUGGGGCUGGGUGGGAAACCACAUUUUGUCCACGAUUCUUCCUCGAGGACAAAGUCGAGUACAUUAAUAGGAUCACCGAGCGAAGGCGACCUUACACUGAGAUAUUUAGGUUGCUCUCUUAUGAAUAUGUGAUUCUUCAUGAGUGGAUGCACUCCGAUAUAUUUGGUUUCCCCGCACAUAUUGAGGAUGUUGUCGAAAAUAUACCCUUCCAUGGCGAGCGAAGAAUAUAUGGGGAUAGUUUAUGCUACAAGUUUGCAUGGCUCUACGUCGAUUCGAUUGGAACGGGUCAAGGAAACUGGGAUUCUAGCGGCGCUUUCGCCCGCAGGAAGCGAUCGAUAGAAGGCGAUGAAAAACCUGAGCUCUACGACGACGACCUUUCCGACACCGUUAAUGCUGCCAACCUUGAUUCGAGCAAGCUUAUAUUCCCUAUAAACUGCCACAUGUCGGAUGGAGACUACAAGACUGUGCGCUGCGAUUAUGUGGGAGAGGAAUAUAAAGACUUUGUCAAGAAUGUGAAGGAGCCUUUCGUUGCUGAAAAUAGUGAUUGCAUUCUAUCGGCGAAAUGUCACCUCUCCUUCAAUGGCUAUGCAGUUGAUCCAAAAUGCAACUGCACUUGUGAUAACCCCCCUUAG